CUUUUUUCACCUUUCCAUUAUUUCUUAACCGACUUUCCUUUCAUCUUUCCGUCUAUUUCCCUCCUACCACUCAGAUCACCUACUUGAUCACUGCAACCUUUCGGCUUCAUCAAAUCUAACUUGUUUUAGUCGCUAAUUCUUCCCCAACUUCACAGUUGCAGACAUUAAAAUACUGUCUGAAAUUGAUGGUCUGUAGAGUCAAUUAGUCUCUCGUCAUCAUUUGGAGCUCUGUAAAGACUGGUCUUCAGUUUUUCUCUCUCCUCUCAUUUCUGCCCUCCAGUCCUUAUUGAUCUGCACCUUUGCUUGUCCAGAAAGAAAAAAAAAAAAAAAAAAAAAAGCAAGCGCGUGCUCUUCUAAGAGAAGGGGAAGCAGUGGGGAGAGGGGCAGAACGAGGCAACUAACUGUUGUACUCAAAUCAUCUUUUCUGUCUCACCCUCCGACAUUUGAUCACGUUUGUCGUUCACGCCAACCAUCAACAACCGUUUUCGUUUUCUUGCUCCACACAUCUCUACUAUUUCUGUGUUGCAUUCCAUUCUGCGAUAAACUCUUUUCUGGGUUGUUUCACUCGGAGAGUGAGGAAGUCAAAAUGGAUAAAUCUAUCAAGGUCGUUAAGAGGCGGUCUACUAAGGUUCCGAUGGCCAAGACUCAAUCGGCCAGGUCAAGUCCUGGUGCCCAGACAAAGAGCCGGAGCAAUGAGGACACCAAUGCCAAUGGCAAUGGACUCUCCAAGAGGAAAAAGACGGCUUCGUCAAGUCCACGGCCGAGGAAUAGCGCCGUCGCUCUUGCAGAGACGGUGGACGAGAAGCAACAUUUAAAAAACGACAUUCAGAAUGCAUCAGUGUACAACGACGACAUGCUGCGGGAGCUUGAGGAACGCGGAGACGCCGAUAGCAUCUGCGAGGAUAUUAUCGGAUCCAGCAUUGAGGACCAAGUCUUUCCUGAUAUCGAGGGAGCAUGCACACUUAGCGAGUCUAUGCAGCUGCGUCGCUUACUUCGUCAGGUUGGGCCUCUUGAGUUUCUUCGAAGAACGCUGGACUCGGGUGUCUUCACGGCCGAGAAGCUGCUGACGGCGUUCAGCGUGCGCCCGCCCGAUUUUCUUCAGGGACGCCCGGACGAGGACUAUUUGCCCUUCCUGAGCCUGGCAAUGACGCGCGAGCUGCAGAAGCGUGCCAAGCUAGAGCAAUACAACAGCUUCGACGACGCUGUGAACCUGAUCAAGCGUUCCAAGAACAUCAUCGUUCUCACCGGGGCCGGUAUCUCGACAUCUCUCGGAAUCCCCGAUUUCCGCUCAAAGAACAUUGGUCUCUACUCGAUGCUGGGCGACCUCGGUCUGGAUGAUCCGCAGCAGGUCUUUGACCUGGGCCUCUUUCACGAGGACCCCAGCAUAUUCUAUUCCAUCGCCCGCAAGGUCCUUCCCAACCACGAGCGCUGCUCGCCGACGCAUGCAUUCAUCGCCAUGCUGCAGGAGAAGGGCAAGCUCUUGACCAACUAUACGCAAAACAUCGACAACAUUGAGGAGACGGCUGGAAUCGACCCUGAGAGGCUUGUACAAUGCCACGGCUCCUGGUCCUCCGCCACGUGCAUCCGCUGCGGCCACAAGGUUCCUGGUAAGACCAUAUUCCCUGUCGUCGAGGCGGGUGGCAUUCCUCGCUGCGAAAAGUGCGGUGUCGCCUCUGCCAAGGCCAGUAGUGCCCAGGCAAGAAACAGCUCAUCGAGGUCGCGCCAGGCAUCCAAAAGCCGCAAGCGCAAGACCAGCCACGAUGACGACGACAGCGAUGGGACAUACAGCGGCGGCCCCGUAUCCUCUGCAAAAACGCCGGGCAGGGCACUGCGCACAUCGGCAAGACAUAGCAACGGUGCAGCGGGUCCGGAGAUCGACGCCUCGCGCCGUCCUGUGGCCAAGGGCGAGGGUAUCAUGAAGCCCGACAUCACAUUCUUUGGCGAGGCGCUACCCCGGAGGUUCGGGGAGCGGCUGCUCGGCCAUGACCGGGACCUGGUAGAUCUUGUCAUCGUCAUUGGCACAUCGCUCAAGGUGAAGCCUGUUUCAGAACUCGUGCCCGUGCUGCCGGCCAACGUGCCACAAAUCUAUAUCAGCCGCGAUCCAGUAUCGCACGUCCAUUUUGACAUCGACCUGUUAGGUGACUGCGACGUCGUUGUCGCUGAGCUGUGCCGUCGUGCCGGAUGGGACCUCGACCAUGAGAUGAUACCCGAGAACCAGGAGGUGGAGACGGAGCUGGCCGAGGGCUACUGGAGCAGGCAUUACGUCCGGGCCGUGAAAAAAUGAUGAAGCACAAAAAGCACAUGAAUCAUGUGCCAAAUCUUGAAGGAUCCGCUGCUUCGUCAAUAUUCCAGCACUUGAAUGUUCUCUCUUUUUGUUUAUCUCUGAUUGCUGUCAAAUUUUUUUCUUGUUAUCUCUCUCUCUUCUCGUUAUUCUGUCCUAAAUCUUUCAGCACAGCAUCGAUUACACUGAUUUAUUCUGUUUUACAGUCAUUAGCGUUCGUUCAACGUGGAGGGAUUUUUGUCGUUCUCAAACCUUUCAAACUAUCGACGGUGUACAGCGUCAUCAUCAGACCUUUGUUUUAUGUAAUUGGUCUGUCUUGUUUUUUUUUCUUGUUUUUUUCUCAUCAUCUUCUUCCUAUCCGGCGUCUCGGUUCAUCUCAAUAUACCAAUUCCUGUCACCAUCAAAUUCUACCCCACGAGACUUUGUUCGCUCAACGGAGCCAAUACCAAGGCUCAAAUUCAGCUGCUAUUCAUAAACAAGAAACAUUAAUAUCAGCCACGAACUUUGCCGAGUCGCCGGCUUUGACUGGAGAGAUGCGGAGAUGAAACGCUAAC
Molecule: messenger RNA, 2835 nt
Organism: Pyricularia oryzae 70-15
Lineage: Eukaryota; Fungi; Ascomycota; Sordariomycetes; Magnaporthales; Pyriculariaceae
Product: NAD-dependent histone deacetylase SIR2
Exons: 2
Coding region: 587-2284 (565 amino acids)
Molecular function (GO): NAD+ binding
Source: RefSeq, a predicted model, not a curated record